Paramacrobiotus metropolitanus is the source of this 811-nucleotide messenger RNA. Its product is annotated as nuclear envelope phosphatase-regulatory subunit 1-like. The transcript has 6 exons. NCBI's taxonomy places the organism in Eukaryota, Metazoa, Tardigrada, Eutardigrada, Parachela, Macrobiotidae. The coding region runs from base 173 to 613 and encodes 146 amino acids. Gene Ontology annotation, cellular component: cytoplasm; Nem1-Spo7 phosphatase complex. The record is from RefSeq and is a predicted model, not a curated record.
CACAAACGAUCCGUCUGCACGGUAAUACUAUGCUCUCGUGCAAUGUGCAUGGAGAAGUUGCACUCGCAUACGAAUUUUGGACUUCUAAACAUCUAAAGGCAACAAAUUGCUUAAGAACCUUCUUGCAACCGCUUAUCCACAGAGUGCGUAAGCACAUUAUCUUGCAAUAAUCAUGGCAAGGAAACCGCAAAAUUAUGUUGCGAAUAUUCGGGCUCGUGGUGACAGGAACGAGAUCAACACCGAGCAAAAUGUUUUUGAUGAUCUUAAAGCAUUCGAGAGUAGAAUGAUGGAGAUCGUUGCAUGCCCGCGCAGUACGACACGAAAAUGGCAGAUGGUGCUAGCUUUGGCGUCGGUGUUUACUGUGAUAUCCACUGCACGAUGGCUUCUGGAUCCGUUGACACAGCAGGUUUCAUUUUGGCAAUCCCUACUGAACCAUCCGGGAUUCGUUUUAUGUACACUGAUUUUGACGAUUCUUUUCCUUACUGGAAUUCACCACCGUGUCGUAGCUUCAUCUAUAAUAUCCGCAAGGGUGAAAACUGUUCUUAAGGAUUUUAAUAUGUCUUGUGAUACGAAUGGCAAGUUAAUUUUGAAGCCUCGCUCAGGAAUCGCGUAAUCUGAACUGUGGGAAUCCGGGGAUAUUCAUCUUGUCAGUUGUCACUUUUGUGCUUCUGCUACCUGAGUUUGUACAGAGUCUAUGUUAAUGUGGUAAUGUGUUUUGGUGUAAUUGUUUUGAACUCCUGAUGUACAUAGAUAAAUACAUAUUGUUACAGAUAAUAGUCUAUACUCGCAAAAAGAGGAAAAAAGCUGAUAA